AACUUCUUCCGCACUAAACAGUUAUGCUGAUGCCGGCAAUGAGUAAUAGGCGGCGUCUAUUCGUAUUGUUUGUAGGCAAAUGAGAUUUUGUAACUCGAGCAAUCGGCGAUCUGUCUGGCCCGGCUUAUCAGUUAGCACCCCCAAAGUGAUUUCCAUUGGGCGGCCGCAUUGCAUCAUCUGCCAUGUGUACUGAGGGCAAUUGUAGCGCCGAUCGUGACCGGGCAAAAUGAAUUGUGCACACACUUUCACUCUCACUUGGAGGAAUACUUGGGCCAGCCGGCUGCGCCAUUCAAUCGCAAUUCAGCCAAAGAUGUUGUCACCGCUGCUGCUGCUCCAGCUGCUGCUGCUGCUGAUCCCUGUCCACGGCUAUUAUCAUGAGUACCUUUACUGGGAGCUGAACGAACCGCCGCCCAUCUGCUCCGAGUACGAGAUGCUGAUUGUGAAUACGCGCCAAUGUGUGCGUCGCUGCAAUAUUGUCUGCCAGCGUGGUGUUUGCUUUGAGGAUGGGCCAUGUCCUUGCGCCGACCAGUACCAGAGCGCCUACAAGGAUGGUGUGGCCUGUGCCGCCAAGUGCCUGCCCGGCUGCCAGGAGGCCGGUGGUCACUGUGCCGGCCCAGAGCUGUGCAUUUGCCGCAAAAGCAAACACUACUACUACGAUCCGGUGGCGCGACGCUGUCGCCGACGCUUACCCCGACUGCUGGAGCUGUGCGGCAGGCGCUGCAUCCAUGGCCGCUGCUCGUACGAUGGCCGCUGCAUCUGUGCGCAGGGUUACGAAAUGCGCAGCACGCUGCUGCAUGGCGCCCAGUGCAUGCCCAUCUGUGAUCACGAUUGCGGUCCUAGAGCUUAUUGCUAUGCGCCCAACAUGUGCGCCUGUCGGCACAAGCACUAUCACUACGCCUUCAACGGGAUAUGCAUCAAGGAUUACUGAACUAGGUUUUAGCGAAUAUACUAGGGCAGUUCUAGGCUCUUCUUAGCACGAAUUUGAAUUAAGUUGAUGUAGUUAAGCAGUUUCUCAAAUGUAAAGUAUCUCUUAUUCGUUUUAUGCGCAUAUCAGUUAAAGCUCUGUUAAAACGCAAAUGCCACACAUUUACUCUACAGCGCAAUAACAGACAGAGAGUGGGUAAUUGAGAGAGAGAGAGAGAGAGAGAGAGAAUGAGAGCAAGCACGCUUUUCCGUUUUGGCGGCUGUGUAAUAAAAUAUUUAAAGGCGAAUUCGUUAUUGUUUAUAAAUGUUGUUGUUUAUAAAUGUUGUUUACAGUUGCCAAA
Messenger RNA from Drosophila virilis, 1265 nucleotides. RefSeq names its product wnt inhibitory factor 1. The record is from RefSeq and is a predicted model, not a curated record. Lineage: Eukaryota; Metazoa; Arthropoda; Insecta; Diptera; Drosophilidae.